AUGAACUUCACGCUAAGUAAUAUAAUAGGCAGCACAUUAGAUCCCAGGCCCCAGGUCAUCCUCCAGCAAAACCUGUCAGUCAUAUUACGUUACGAUAAGGUAUGUUCUUUAGCUAGUAAGUUAAUUCAUAACUGUGAUUAAAAUCUACUUAUAGAAAAUGAGUAGGCUAACUUCUCUAGCCGAGAAGGGAUUGAUUGAUAACUGCUUACACUGUUUUAGGAUAUUCUUGUUUUUUCUUCGUAAUCUGAAUGGCUUAAAACUUGCGGACUGCUCACCACGAUGUAGACUGCGAGCUGGCUCUUAUUUUUCUUCUGAGACAGAGUAGGUCGAGAGCAUGGGUUAGGGGCGAGCACCAAAGCCGCGAGGAACAAGGGCAGUCCUUUUUACCAUUAAUUUGCAUACUUUCAAUUUUUCUCUCGCCGGGCAUGGCAAUGAGGUAAGAACCUGACGACCGCUCGUGGUCUAGCCACGAUGUAACCCCUUAAUAAGGCGUUGUAAAAUUAUGCACUUUCUUUCUUUUGUGUUUCGUUUGUCGCUUUUACUUAGUACCAGGUAUAAAAAUAUUUACGACGCAGACGAGUCAUUCACCUUUCUUUGAUUUUUGCUAGUUUUAUCUUACCUGAAACUUUAAAUGUCUUUUAAAAGGGAUUAGAGGCACAUUGUGUCUUCUGGGAUUUUACUGCCAAGUAAGUGUGACAAAAUUUUUUCAACACGCACUUAUUAAGGACUUAACUACAUCAGGGGUUCUUCGAACUGAUGAGUUGAUUUAUAGCGGGGCUCCCUCGCGCGCGAAGCGCGCGUGGGACAGAGCCCCAUACUCAUGGAAUAUGGUCAACCUCUUUUCUUUUGGUUGUCACGUGACUGACCGAGCGUACGUACGUACGUACGUACGCGUCUACAGAUUGUACGGGUAGGGUAGGGGAGACUAUCAAAAGGAAGGGAGGGGUGUCUCAGGCGUGUCUUAGCAAAUCCACAUCUUUUACAUUGGCCAUUCACGAUAUGGUCAAUUGACAGCUGUCAAAACAAGAUAGCCACUGACCAGUAUCACAUUGCCAUAUCGGGGGCUCAUGUGUCAACUCAUCAAGGUGACGUGAGUUAUUUGGAAGCUGCCGCUGACCAGUUGUUUUACUAGAUCGCGAUCAAUGUUCAAUCUCGUACUUUCUAGCUAGUUUGAGAGCACACGAAAACUGAUAAUGCACACAUCCAUUAGACAUCAAUGUUUUGAUCAAUUGACAGCUGUCAAAACAGGGUAUCCGCUGACCAGUAUCACUUGACGGUAUCGCGGGCUCAGGUGUUAACCCAUCAAGGUCAAGUAUUUUUUGAAGUUAUCCGCUGACAAGUUACUAGUUUUCAAAUGAUCGCAGGCUCAAGUUUGAUUUUUUUUCAUUCAUAUGAAAUAUGUUUUGUUUUUGGGCCGCACAAUUAAAAUUUUGAUUUAAAACUGACCUCGGACCCGAAAAUUCAGCCAGCUAUUACAAGCAAGACAGUUGCUUUUGACUUUGCUCACCAUGGUCACGCGUUGGUCUCGCUCUACAUCCAUUUUUAAAGCUCUGAUUGGUCAAAAUUUGACAGGUGAGCUCAUGCGGAAAAUUUACGCAGCAUUUUGAAUCUUGUUUACUUUGACAGCUGAAGCUGAGAGAGUUUUGUGUCAACUUGUGAUGUUUUUAACUGUCUUUUUCCACUGGAUGCACAAAAUGAAAUUUAGCUGCUAUCAGGAGCCUUCUGUUAUUCAUGGCUAGUUGGUUUUUGGUUGAGAAAUUAAUACAUCACUUGUCAAAGUUGGGAAUCCGAUUUCGGGUGUCAACGUUUUUGUUUUUCACCUUGCUUGAUGCGCGUAGAGGCUGAAAACUCUGAAGCGAUACUGGCCUUCCUUGAUACCUUUCAGGAGCUGCGUCUCGAAUGGUAAGCCCCAGUAAUUAUUGUGUUUGAUGUUUGUUUUUUAUAUCUAAUUUAAAGAAGUCGAGCGUAGUUUAUGCGGCUAUGUAGUUUAUGCACGUUUCUAAGAUUUGAGACAAUUUGAUCUGACCACGAAUCAGGUAAACUUGAUAUAUAAAGCUUACACAACUUUAAAAAGUCUUUAGACAUUUUCUCACCGCAGAUAGAAAGAAAACGUUCCAUAGAACAUUUAGUUAUAAUUCUGGCAGUAAAAGAAAGCUUUGAGCGAUUUUCUUGCCUCGAGUUCAUCUGUGUAAAAAAGUAAAUACCGGGAAGCCGGCUUAAAACAUAAACUUACGCUUUAAGCUUGAAGACUCAGGAUUUUUAGAGACACUUUAAUAUUUGUCUUCGUGAAUGAAAAAUGUUGUCUCUGUAUAUGUUUCGCCGAAUUAUAUUUCCUUUAUUGAUUGCUGGUAGUCUCUCUUGUAAUUUUAAUCGCUGUGCCGUUUGUUUUCAGUCGUUCAGUGAACAUCGCUUGCAGGAGUACUCAAAAUGCCGCGCGUAUCAAACGCUUUUAAAGAUUACAGAUCGAUAAAACCAUUAAAUAAGAAAUAAACAUAAUAAUUUCUUUAUUGUGUUGGAGCUUAACUCUAGUAUGUUCGUUCAAACAUUCGCUACAGCUCGCACUGCAAAAGUGAGAACCGGCUGGCUGUAUACGUGAUUUUGGACAUUUUUUUAACGGUUUAGCUAAAAGCCCACGCGUGCUUCGAUCGUCCUGAAUAUUGAAUGAGUGCAAUUUCUCUUGCAAAACUGUGAAAUACUGCAUUCUGUCCGAGGUCUGUAUGAAAACAAUACCUCAUAGUACUGCUUCACCUCAGAUGUGAUGUAUAAAUGGUAUAAAAGGCUGGUUUACACCCACCCAGAUUUGUUGGCAAGAUUUUGUAAAGCAAACUUGUCCAAAGCAAAAAACUCGGACUGAUUUUUUUCCGGGCCUAAUUAAUCUACGGUGAUCAAGAGCCAUUAUGGCUCUUAAAUGUGAUCGAAGAUGAUUGCUAUUUUUUGGGUGUACAUAUGAGGCUAUCAACUCGAUGUAAGAUUUGGUUCACUCUUGGGCUGUUUGCAAAUUAUUUUUCUCUAAAAUCACUUAGCCUUUCCCUCAAAAGUCACAUGAAUGUGCUAUGUGCUCUAAAGUUAACUGAAUUGUGGAAUACAAGUUUAUUGUUUGAUUUAAAUUAUAAAUAUAUAAUGGGAGCCUCGCUUUUAGCCCUGGCUAAAUCUAUAUUAGUUAUUGUAGAUAAUAAUUAGACAAUGCUAUACAGAAAAUAUCUCGCAGGCUACCGACUUUAAUGCCAUUAGGGUUGAUAAACUACUGUCCUUUGAUUGGCCUUUCCCUUAAAGCAGUCAUACAACUACGAAACUAUAUUUCAGAUCAAAUGUUAACGGUUAUUGGUCAAGCAAAGGAUGUUCAGUGGUCAAUAGAACCAAAACGGAAAUCACAUGCACCUGUAACCACCUCACAAACUUUGCUGUUCUUAUGCACGUUGGAGUAGACAAUGAGGUUAGUUGGGGCAGCUUUGGCUUGUUUUCCGCAUGUCUCAAUACAAUAACUUAACCCGCGGGUAAGAACCGAGAUUUUAAGAACCUUUUAGGCUAAAAUUUGUUUGUUAGUGCACCUCUACAGAAGCACCUUUAGGACUGUAUCGCAGCGGAGUUUCCAGAGGGGUAGAUGUGAAAAUAUAGAUAUCCUCCAUAAAUUUCAAAAAUUUCAAUCUAUAGUUGAGCUACAAACUGUUAUUUAAACGAUAUUAUUGCAUAAGAGUUUAACUGUUGGAGCUGAGACAAGCAUUACAAUACAUGUAAAAGUACCUUAAAAUUCAUGUUCUUACUGCUUUAGUUUUUCUUCUUAAAUUGAUUUUUACAUAAAUUUUAAUUUGAUAUUCAGAUUUGAUAUAAAGAAUAAACUGAAUGCCUCUAAAUAUUCAGAGUAUUUUUUCUUUAGAAAAUAAGAACUUAUUUAAGAACCUAGUAUAGAUAGACUAAAUUUGUGCUAAUUACCAUUUAUGUAAGAACCUGUUUGGGCUAAAUUGGGAAAAUAAAGGUUCUUACUCGCGGGUUUUUACUGUACUAUGAAUGUUAAAGAAAACUAAGGAUAGCAUCUACAAUCGUGGCGCCAUGAACCCUUUUUUCACAGUGUCAUUUAUAGUUUUAGUGACUCGAGUAAUAAGGAGGCUAUGCCUAUUUUCGCCAUUGAGAGUACUACUUUGCAAAAUAAUAAGGGGCCCUGACUCUUGCCAAUAUUUGUCUUUAUUGAUUUGGCGUAUUUGCAAACAGUUUUUCCAAACUAUCUUUCCAUCAGGUUCCAGCAGAUCAUAAGGUGGCAUUGAAAGUCAUUACUUACGUUGGGUGUGCUCUGUCGCUUGUUGGAGAGGCACUCACCGCUGUUGCAUUUUUCGUCCUCUUGUGAGUUACAAAUAAUAUACCAUUAUAAAAGAGCUCGGACAUUUAGAUUUGGUUUUUGUGAUAUGCAGAAUAAUCAAGGUCGAGGUAAGUGCUUUUAAUUCACGCAUCUUGGUUUCAAGCGCACCGAGCAUAACACGGCUGGGGAAGAGUCAAACCAAGAUUGUCGCCUGCAACAAACAGUAAGCGCUCGAACGGACUAGACGUUCAACAGAAAAACAUGGUCCACCAAGCGUUUUAAACAGAUUUUUCAGCACCAAAUGUUUAACCAUAGCAUACAAAGACGUGCUUUGUUUCUAAACUAUUUGCAUUGAAUCUCAAUACUUAGUAAAUGCAAAAUUAUGACAAUAACAAAACCACAAGGGAGGGGAACGGGGAGUCAGCCGCCCUCUUCACAACCCCUCGUAGCGCAGUUAGGCUCUGGAUUAGCUUGUCAGACGUUCAUUUAUGAUUUUUAAAUUAAGAAGCACCUUAACAUGGGAUUUUCCCGCUUUGAAAAAAAUAACAUGUCAACGGUGUUCAAUUAUUUUUUUUUCCUCUUUCAGGGAUUUGAAAGAAAACCAAACUCAAAUCCGCUUUAACCUUGUGGUCGCCAUAGCGAUAGCACAAAUUACGUUUCUUGCUGGAAUUGAUGCCACAGAAGUUAUGGUAAGCUUAAGAUGUUAGUUAAUCUGAAAGAUAAAGAAAUAAUGAGCAUUUUGUUGGCUUGGAUGAUAAACUGAUUGCCAAAACACUGUAAAAACAAAAAUCAGAAAUGAAAGACCGUUGGAUGAAAACGAGUUGAGUCUUUAAUAAGUAAAUUUCAUUAGAUUGCAUAUUCCCGUUACCUCGAUUUUACGCAAAUGUGCUAAAGGGACAGGGUGGCAAAGAGUAGGGGGAGGGGAGGGGAAUACCUAUGACGAAUUACAGAGUAAUGAAAUAAAAUAUUAACUACAUUAACAAGUAUCAGGACUGGCUAUCCUAUUGUUAUGUGAUCUGAGGAAAUCAGUGGUCGCGGAACGAGAAAAAAGUGCAAGAAGUUAGUGUCAUAACUAUAUAUUUGUUAUGUCUCUCAGUCUUCUUCUUGUUUCAAAUGAUAUCAACCAUCGCAGAAAUUUCAAAGGAAAAUCACACGUCACGCGUUGUAAAAAUAGUAAAUCACGCAUCACGCUUCUAGGCCAAAUCGCGCCUUACGCGGUUAAUUUAAUUGACCACUCCAGAAAAUACCAUAACAUACCAUAAUGCUCUCUGUUUGUCACCCCAAAAUUUUGCAUGAGCAUUGUUUUCAGUUUCUCUUGGGGCCAUUUUAACUCCCCAGAGAAACUGAAAACAAUGAUUACGCAAAAUUUUGGGGUGACAAACAAAGAGCAUUAUGGUAUGUUACAGUAUUUCUGGAGUGGUCAAAUGGGUUCGAUCACGCGUCACGGAAAACCCCUUUGCCACCCUGAAAGGAUAAUUUGGGAGGAAUGGAGUCUGAUUGCACUGACGUUUAGCGAUGGUUCAACUCCUGUAUAAUAUUUCGCAAACAUGGCAGUCAAGUUUAUUCUGUCACUUUUUAAGGAAAUAAAAAUUGUCCUUGAUAGAUUUUUUCGGCUGCUAUGAUUAGUAUAGGAAACAGGUAUACACUAGGUAUGGGUCUAAGGUUACAUAGGAUCAAGUGAAGUGUUACUGGCAGACACAUGACAGUGCCUAAAACUUGUGGCUCAGUGGUCGAUUGCUCUUUAGUUCUCUUCAGUAUCUUUGGCUUGUUUGCAUUACAUCAAGAGUUUUUUUUCUUUUUCCUUUUCUUUUUUUUGUAGGGUGGGGGAGCGGGUGGUAAAAAACGUGCCGUUAUGGGCAAUUUGAUGACGGUGAAUCCCGUUUCUUAUAGGAAUUGUGUCUGUUUGUAGCAGCCAUGAUUCAUUACUUCUAUCUGGUGGGAUUUGCUUGGAUGUUAUUUGAGGGUGUUUAUCUGUAUCUGAUGGUUGUCAAAGUGUUCAAUACGGUCAUCAGAUUGCGUUUAUUUUAUGGAGUGGCUUGGGGUAAGUAUUAAAGCAACAACCUACUACAGAAAAUGGCCCGUUGGUAGAUCUAGUCAAGAGGUCGUGACUUGUAAGUCCCUUCCGGGAUCAAAAGCAUUUCGUGAAUUGACCACUCAAAAAAUGCCAUAACAUACCAUAAUGCUCUAUGUUUGUCACCCCAAAAUUUUGCAUAAGCAUUGUUUUCAGUUCCUCUUGGGGCCAUUUUAACUCCCAAGAGAAACUGAAGACAAUUCUUAUGCAAAAUUUUGGGGCAACAAAUAAAAGAGCAUUAUGGUAUGUUAUGGUAUUUUCUGGAGUGGUCUAUUGAUUGCUGGUUUAUCUAGUUACUUUCCUUACGUAUUUACAAGGACUUGCAAUUGAGACUUGCUAUUCAGAGGAAUUUGUACAGUUUCUCACAUCUCAACACCACACUUCUCAUAAGAGUGCUACACUGAGGUAGCUGACGUAACCCAACUGAGCCUAACUUUUCAUUUUUCACUUUUUCGUUUUCAAUCAAACCUUAGGCGUCUCCCUUUUGAUUGUGGUUUUAUCGAUCGUGAUUGCUUCCAUUCAAGAUGGCGGGAUAGAAAGCUAUGUUCAUGAUCAUUUGUAAGUAACCAAACCAGAUCUUAAUACUACAGAACAAAACGGAGCAAGAAAAACUUGGAGGUUUCAAGAAUCUGUUUAUUUUUUAAUUACCAUUUUUUAUUUAUUUAUUUAUUUAUUUAUUGCAAAGUUACUUAUGAAAUUGAUUGAUGAACAGGUUAUUAAAUCAUCACCAGACUUGAAGUUACUGUGAGUAACAUUAGAUGAUGAACUUAGUUUUAGUACUCAUAUAAGUGAUAUAUGCAAAAUGGCAAGUAAGAAAGUUGAUGUUCUAGUACGUCUUAGAAAUAUGAUUCCGAGAGAAGCCAAGUUACAAUUGUACAAAUCGGCAAUUUUACCUAACUUAACAUAUUGUCACAUAGUGUAGCAUUUUUGCAAAGCAUCUGAAGCAAGAAAAUUAAAAAGAGUACAACAACAGGCAUUACGUGCUGUAUAUAAUGAUAGGAAUGUUCCGUAUGAGGAACUCCUAGAGAAGGGAAGACUCUCUAGUCUUGAGAACAGACGGUUACAAGAUAUACUAAUUUUAAUGUAUAAGGUUAAAAAUUCACUAGCUCCAGAGCAUGUAUAUGUAAUACGUUUUUUCAGCAAGAUAAGCAUUAUAACUUACGAAGAGAUUUUCCUGUUCCGAGAUAUAAUACUGUUAAGUAUGGCAAGCACAGUAUCAGAUUUUUAGGCCCACACAUAUGGGGCAAGAUAAGCCAGGAACUACGCAGUAAGACCAGUCUUCAGGCAUUCAGGAGAGGGAUGCGUGCUCUCAAUGUGCUUGGCUUGCUGGACGGUACAUGUGGCUGCUGCGCAUGCUCAUCUUAGGGUGGUGGGUAUGCAUAUUGGCUUCUGCUGUCUGGCUGCCCUGGUGUAUUGAGAGUGUGCUCCCCUAUCCUCUAUUUAAUUCGUCUAAUUUAAAUUGUCUAGACUUUUAACUUUCUGAAUUUUGUAUUUAUGUUUGACUGCUGCUUAUAUGUUUGUCCUAUAUUGUCUGUUUGUUUGUCUGUCUAUCUGAUUGUCUGUUUUGUCUAUCUAUUUGUUUGUCUUUGUUUGUUCCUUUUCCUACUGUUUGUCUGUAAUAAUUUUAUAUAUUGAUGUUAUUUUUAUAUAUUAAUGAUAUUUUAAGAAUAUAUUUUUAAUAUUUUUACGUAUACUUGAUUUAAUCUUAUAUUAUAUUCUUUUUGUUUAUUUAUAGUGUCCACAAUUAGCUUUUUAGCUAAAUACCUUGACACUUUAAUAAAGUUUAUGUAUGUAUGUAUGUAAUUUGCCCAAACUGCCUUUUUCAGAGGAAUUAUUAUGAGCACGUUCAUGUUACAGGCCUAAACAAUUGGUUUUCAAACAAUUGAAAAUUUUUAAAUAAGUCUUCGUAAGCUUUUUCUUCAAUAUUUCCAAUUUUAACCGUUAAGUUUUAUCAAGCAAUCCUUUCUUAGAAACACCUUGAUUUUCUUUAUUUUUUUCAGUUGCUGGGUUUCCUUCAAAAAUAACCUUAUCUGGACGUUUGUUGCGCCUGUUCUCUUAGUUUGCACGGUAAGUAAGAAAGUGAAAAUGUCCCAUAAGUGAAUAAGUUUGUUAAGAGAACAAGUUAAAAAAUGAUUGCUUACAGAAUAUUGAGGCUCAUCGGUAACUGAUUAAAAAUUGAUAUAAUCAUCAAAUAUUUGCCAUGAAAAUGUAAGACGUGAAACUGAAAUUAAUAACGGUUCAUGUAGAAAAAAGAAAACCAGAAUAUUUAGCUUCCUUUCAUAUCAUAGUCUUGGUGGAUUACAGUAAGCCCAUAAAUGAACUGAUAGCGGCUACCAGUGCCGCCCUUGCAUGCUGACGUCAGAGCUUACUGUUAACAUGUAAAUAUAUACUGUAUUGUCCUCUUAUCCACGGCAUUUCAUUUAUUCAUUCAUUUGCGGGUAAUAAACACAUCUGGGAUUUAGCGCUGCGGUGGAGGGGAGGCUGUGACGUCAUACUUGGUGUGAUAUGCUUGAGAUGUUUCAUACGUCCGAGCUUUGAUCGAUUAUUUAUCGAUUAUAUUUUAUGUUUUCAUUUAUCUAUUUAUUUAUUUAUUUAUUGUAGUUAUAUUUUCAAGACCUGAGAGAAAGAAAGAAACAGGGUCCAAGGUUUCUGCCAUUAAAAGAUAUCUUAUUCUCAUGCAUUGUUUCCACGCAGAUAAACUCAGUUUUACUUGCUCGAGUGGUUCAUGAGAUCCUAAGAAUGCAAGCCGACAAAACACCUCAUCUGGAAAGAGUUCGACAAGGAGUUAAAGCAUGCGUAGUUUUGUUUCCUCUUCUGGGACUGACCUGGGUGUUUGGUGUCCUAAGUGUCACAGAUGCUGGACUCGUAUUUCAGUACAUCUUUACCAUCUUCAACUCUUUGCAGGUAUAGUACUAGAAAAUCCAACAUGUUAACUUUUUGAGUAGUUUGAGGAAACAGUCGACAUUUCGCAAGGGGCACUCAAAGAGAAUAUAGUUCAAAACCACUUAAACAUAGCAUUGUUAAACGUAUUUAGUAUUUAGACGGUAGAUAUAGGCAUAUUUUUAUCCCCUAAAAAUUUUUCAUCUGUUCGGCUUUCCUAGCUGAAAGUCUAGUGAUCCGAAAACUAUAGGGAUAAAAACUUACCUUUUCAAAAAUUUCAGCAAGAAAAAAGGCUCCCGAAAAUUUUAGGUGACCUUUUUAGGGUAAAAAUCCGUUAAAAAUGGGCAAUUAUACCAUUUUUUAGAUGUUCGAAAAUCCUAGGAGAGGCAGGCAAGCAAGAAAUUUUACAAAAAAUGUUCCGAAAAUUCUAGAUCUCAAAUCGUCUUCCGAACAGAUAUUUUUUGAAAAUUGGCGUUGGGUGCCCUGAUUUCGCGACGCCACCACUGGUUUCCCCAAGAAAUGACGUUUGGCGAAGAACGUCCAUACUGAUGACGUGUCAGAAACCCACAUCUGGGAAGUGCUUCUAAUUGGAUGAAGCAGAUUUUAACCAAUCAGAAGCACUACCCAGAUCCAGGUGGUGACGAGUGAUCAGUAUGGAAUUGCUCCGCUAGUUUAUCCAACGUCAUUACGUAGCGAAACCAGUGGUGGUGUCGCACAAUGUCAGCUGUUUUCUCAGGCUAACUGACAGCGAGCAAAUAUUAUUUUAUCAAAUCUUAACUUGGUUGCUAAAAAAGCCGUUUUAAUUCACUCAUUCGUUCAUUUAUUUAUUUAUAUAUUUUGCCACACAAGCAUUCGAAGUUUACUCCAGACUUUGACAGUAGUGUCAAGGAAUGUAGCGAUCGAGAAAAUUAACAUGACAGAACAUAGAAUAGUAGAGAUGGUGGGCGAUACCUGAUACCAUGUACUGCGAUUAACCAUUGGAUAAAUAAAUUUUGUCUUCAUUUCUUCUUUUCUCUCACCCUUAUGAAGAAACUUAACUUUCUUUUUAUUUAUCGAUACACACAUUUUUAGGGUUUGUUCAUCUUCAUACUUCACGUUUUGAGAAACAGCGACGUACGUGCAGCAUACUCUAGAAAAAUGCAGAAGAGGAAUGCGGCAAAAAGCGUGAAAAACUCUCGAGAAAACCGCAAUACAAUCGGAUUGUGGUCAAGCAAAGUGACGAAUGAACCAAGCUGUACAAAAGAACCUAGCGGUGCCUCUCUAAGAUCAUCGGUUGGAGUAAAAAGCAAGAUUGACAAUACCCUGCACGAGGAAAGAACCAUGACUCCCGUUAACACGUGACUGUCACGUAGGCUGCACGCGAAUUUGUUUUAGCGGCCACUGUUAGAAAAUAGAGUAUUGGCAAGUUUUCAUUAUACGUUUAAUUCUUAUAGGAGAGAGCAUAAAAAUCCUACAAAGAAACAUUACUUCUGUUGACACGUGACUGUCACGUAGACUGCACGUGAAUUUGUUUUAGUAGCCACUGUUAGAAAAUAGAGUAUUGGCAAGUUUUCAUUAUACGUUUAAUUCUUAUAGGAAAGAGCAUAAAAAUUCUACAAAGAAACAUUACUUCUGUUGACACGUGACUGUCACGUAGAAUGCAUGUGAAUUUGUUUUAAUAGCCACUGUUAGAAAACAGAGUGUUGGCAAGUUUUCAUUAUACGUUUAAUUCUUAUAGGAGAGAGCAUAAAAAUCCUACAAAGAAACAUUACUUCUGUUGACACGUGACUGUCACGUAGACUGCAUGUGAAUUUGUUUUAGUAGCCACUGUUAGAAAAUAGAGUAUUGGCAAGUUUUCAUUAUACGUUUAAUUCUUAUAGGAAAGAGCAUAAAAAUCCUACAAAGAAACAUUACUUCUGUUGACACGUGACUGUCACGUAGACUGCACGUGAAUUUGUUUUAGUAGCCACU
Porites lobata is the source of this 11192-nucleotide messenger RNA. The record is from the annotation of a GenBank genome assembly. NCBI's taxonomy places the organism in Eukaryota, Metazoa, Cnidaria, Anthozoa, Scleractinia, Poritidae.